AAAAGAUUGCAAUAACUUACAUCUUUCACGCACAACUAUUAUCUAGGGUUUAUCGAUUGUGUUAAAAGGAAGAGAGCGAUCUCCAAAGCGAUUUCAAUGGCGGAAGAUGAUUACAACGAAGUUGAUGAUUUGGGUUAUGAGGAUGAGCCAGCGGAGCCUGAAAUUGAAGAAGGAAUAGAGGAAGAUGCUGAUAUGAAGGAUAACGACGAUAUCAAUGGAGAGCCUCUUGAAACUGAAGACAAGGUCGACACAGAACCUGUACAACGUCCUCGGAAAACUUCCAAGUUUAUGACCAAGUAUGAACGUGCACGUAUCCUCGGCACUCGCGCUCUGCAAAUCAGCAUGAAUGCUCCUGUCAUGGUCGAGCUUGAGGGUGAGACUGACCCACUUGAGAUUGCUAUGAAGGAGCUGAGGCAAAGGAAGAUACCAUUCACUAUAAGACGCUAUCUACCUGACGGGAGUUUUGAGGAGUGGGGAGUUGAUGAGUUGAUCGUUGAAGACUCAUGGAAACGUCAAGUUGGCGGUGAUUGAUAAUCUUGUUAUUGCCCAAAUACUAAUAUGUAUUUUGCAAGAAGCUUGUUACUUCUCAUGACCGUUGAUGUAUUAUCUGCUAUGUUGCUCCAAGUUAAAAUGUUGUUAACCGCCUUGUUUACUUUUCGCCUUAACCGCGAAUGUAGGAGAAAGUUACCUGGAAAUAUAAAGACAUCUGAAUAGCAACUUGCUUAUUGGUUUUAUUCUAAA
Messenger RNA from Brassica oleracea var. oleracea, 741 nucleotides. RefSeq names its product DNA-directed RNA polymerases II, IV and V subunit 6A. Bases 97 to 531 code for a protein of 144 amino acids. Lineage: Eukaryota; Viridiplantae; Streptophyta; Magnoliopsida; Brassicales; Brassicaceae. Gene Ontology annotation, cellular component: RNA polymerase I complex; nucleus; RNA polymerase III complex. Gene Ontology annotation, molecular function: DNA-directed RNA polymerase activity; DNA binding. The record is from RefSeq and is a predicted model, not a curated record. The transcript has 6 exons. Gene Ontology annotation, biological process: DNA-templated transcription.